This is a messenger RNA of Henningerozyma blattae CBS 6284, 456 nucleotides long. RefSeq names its product Bud20p (gene BUD20). The transcript has a single exon. Lineage: Eukaryota; Fungi; Ascomycota; Saccharomycetes; Saccharomycetales; Saccharomycetaceae. The record is from RefSeq and is a predicted model, not a curated record. Gene Ontology annotation, molecular function: zinc ion binding; nucleic acid binding. Bases 1 to 456 code for a protein of 151 amino acids.
AUGGGUAGAUAUUCUGUGAAAAGAUAUAAGACUAAAAGACGGACUCGUGAUCUUGACCAGAUCUAUGAUGAUUUAUCCAGUCAAGAAAAAAUCAGUAGUUUAUUAAACCAACCUUUAGAUGAAACUAAGCCUGGGUUGGGUCAACAUUAUUGUAUUCAUUGUGCAAAAUAUAUGGAAACUAGUAUAGCUUUAAAGACCCAUUUAAAAACUAAAGUUCACAAGAGACGUGUAAAGGCUUUGAAAGGGGUCCCAUAUGGACAAGAAGUAGCUGAUGCCGCCGCAGGGUAUAAUUUAAAUAAAUUUUUACAAAGAGUAGAGGCUAUUAACAAUGUUACGGGGCCUGAGAAAGAAAAGAAUGAAGGUUUGCUAGAGGGUCAUUUACAAGAAAAAUUGAAAGAUGCCACAGGGAAUGAGCCUACUUUGCCCAGUGUGAAUGAGUUGGAUAACAGUGUGUAA